Xiphophorus couchianus (Monterrey platyfish) is the source of this 3015-nucleotide messenger RNA. RefSeq names its product ankyrin repeat and SOCS box containing 14a (gene asb14a). Gene Ontology annotation, biological process: intracellular signal transduction; innate immune response. The coding region runs from base 1046 to 2824 and encodes 592 amino acids. The transcript has 13 exons. Lineage: Eukaryota; Metazoa; Chordata; Actinopteri; Cyprinodontiformes; Poeciliidae. Gene Ontology annotation, cellular component: cytoplasm; nucleus. The record is from RefSeq and is a predicted model, not a curated record. Gene Ontology annotation, molecular function: protein binding.
CAUGUUGAUUUUAAAAAAUGUCAGCUGUUGCACAAACCGUGCAUUAAUAGGACAGUUUUCUAUGGCAGCAAUAAGGAACAUUUAGUGUUGCUGAAAAUCUUUGAUAAAAUAUCAGCUUACUAUAGUAGAAAUAAUUUGUAGAAAUCAUGCAGGUGGACCUUUUGUAAAAGGAAGUGUUUUUAUUUCCUCCACAAAGCUUUAAAACCAGAUAAAAUGUUGGGUAAAUCACAAUUACUUUCAUUUAACAUUAAAUAUGACCAUUUUACUUGGUGACGUUCAAGAAAAAAAAACCAAAUCUGAUUUUUGCUGCUACAAAAAGUUUACCAAUAAAGGGAUUUUCAAAUGCAUGCACAACAAAACCCACUUGGUUUCACAAUAAUAAACAAUUUACAAAAAAUUUUGUUGUUUUUAAAUAAAAAUCAAAUGACUUGGUUUUCUUUGAAUGUUGGAUCUUUAGCUUUUUUUGGUUCAUGGUAAAAAAGUUAAUUGGGUCUAAAUUGAUGCCAGUUCAGUUAGAUAAAUGAUGCAAGUUUUAUUUUUUUUGGAUUUCACUUUAAAUUAAAAGCUUUCAACAUGCUGAAAAUCAUGCAAAAAAAAAAGUACAGGAAAUUAAAUAUCUGCUUAAACACAUCAUUUACAAUAACAGUUAUCCAGUUUGAUCUUUCUUUGAAUAUAAAUAUAAAAGUGCAGAAAGGUGCAAACACCAUGCUGUAUUAGUCAUGUGUUUAAGUCAUAAAUGUUUCUGCUGAGAGUAAAUUUAGCAACAGGUGUCACAUCUCCUUUACGCUGCCAGAGCUGCAGCCACACAAACAGUUCAGUCCGGUCUGACUCUUUAAUGGCGCUGGGUGAAUCCAUGAAUGUUUUUUUCUUUAACAUGUUGUACUGGAAAGGCUGAGAAUCUGCUCUGUCGCUGCAGGGAGCCAUGUUGGUUUAAAGCUCUGCUUUCAUUCGCCUGUUUUUUUCUCAAACCUUCAACAGCUUUAAAUCUGAUGCAGCAGUUCGGCUGAGCAAAACAAGACUGGCGGUUUGUUUUCCUUUGGAUGCAAUGAAUCCUAGUGGAUAUGUGUUGGAGGAAGAGGAUGAUGAGGAAGAUGCAACGGUUCAGUACAUGAUUGAGCAGAGUCUGCUGGAGAGCAGCAAGCAGAGGGAAUCCCGCAGAGCGUCGUCAGCAGGAAACGAGCCGAGCGCCGAUUCAGGAUCUUCCAACAUCUCCAAGAUCUUCUCUGCUAUAAAACAAGGAAACGAGAAGCUGCUGAAGGAUUUUUCUGUCCGGCUUAAAGACGAGUUUCUGCGAAGCGACAGCCGAGGCUGGACGCCUCUCCAUGAGGCGGCAACUCAGAGCAACCAGGCCGUCCUGGAGAUCACAUGCACAGCUUCAGGUCCGGACUCUCUGGAGGGCCGGACUCUUCGGGGCCAGACGCCCCUCUUCCUGGCGGUGGAAGGCGGUCUGGUGGAAAACGCCUCGUUCCUCCUGGAGCGCGGCGCUCAGCCGGACUGCCAGGACCAGGACCAGGACGCCCCGCUGUUUGUAGCCAUCCGUUCGGACCGAACCGACCUGGCGAAGCUGCUGCUCCUCCGUGGCUCCAGUGUGAACCAGGCGGGCUGCCACGGCCGCCGGCCGCUCCACGAAGCCUCGCGGGCGGGCAACGUGGAGCUGGUGCAGCUGCUGCUGGAGGCCGGGGCGCGGCCGGACCCACGCAGCAACUACGGCUUCACGCCGCUGGCGCUGGCUGCGCAGGGAGGACACCUGGAGGUGGUGGAGCUGCUGCUGGGGAAAGGAGCAGACAUUUUCUCUCAGGCGCACGAUGAGGCGUCCGUCUUAUACGAAGCGUCUGCUUCAGGGAACGCGGCCGUCGUCCGUCUGCUGCUGGAUCACGGAGCCGACGCCAACGUGUCCAAUCACAGCGGCCAUCUGCCGAUCCACCGAGCCUCACACAGAGGACACCUGCAGUCACUGAAGCUGCUGCUGCCCGUCACCAACCUGGGAGAUGUGAACGACAGCGGGAUCAGCCCUCUUCAUUCAGCGGCUGCAGAGGCGCACACACACUGCAUCCAGGCCUUGCUGGAUGCGGGUUACGACCCCAACUUCAUGCUCCACCCCUGGAUCCGGCGGAGCUACGACGACGAGAGGAAGUCCGCUCUCUUCUUUGCUGUUUCCAAUAACGACAUGGCGUCGGUGAAGCUGCUGCUGGAGGCCGGAGCCAUGCCCAACCAAGACCCGGUCAAAUGUCUGCAGGUUGCACUCCGUCUGGGCAACUACGACCUGAUCAACUUGUUGCUGCGUUACGGCGCUAACGUCAACUACUACUCCAAAAUAAACACGACCCAUUUCCCCUCGGCGCUGCAGUACGCGCUCAAAGACCAGGUCAUUCUCAGGAUGCUGUGUAACUAUGGUUACGACGUGGAGCGCUGCUUCGACUGUCCCUAUGGCAACAGCUCCCACAUUCCUGAGGACUACGAGGGAUGGACCUGCUCUGUGAUCAAAGAUACUUUGUUCUGUGAGGUCAUCACCGUCUAUUGGCUGAAAGACCUGUCGGGUCACGUGGUUCGAGUGCUGCUGGACUACGUGGAUCACGUGAUGCUGUGUUCCAAAUUGAAGGCGGUUCUGAUGGAGCAGAACCAGUGGACAGACAUCUGCAGACUACAAGAAAACCCCAGGUACCUGCAGCAUCUCUGUCGCCUGCGGAUCCGUCGUUGUCUCGGCCGCCUCCGUCUACGGUCGCCCGUCUUCAUGAGCUUCGUGCCGCUGCCGGAGCGGCUGAAGGACUACAUCCUGUAUCGGGAAUACGACCUGCUGGGCCGGCAGAGGGGCGGCCCGGGCUGAGGGGAGACGGCAACCAGAACCGGUUAAGAAACAAUAAAGUUAUGGUACAUCUGUUUGUUUUUCUUUUGAUUUCAUCAUUUGUCAUCAUUUAUUUCAUUUUUAACUGACCUUAUUUAAUAGACGAACAAAAUACAAUGCAUACCUGAUUAAAAAUUAUGCAACGAAUAAAGAUCUUAGAAGUGUGGCGUGCA